AUGCCAAGUCCCCAGGGAACUGAAAUGGUGCUCUCGUAUGCGCGGGGCCAGGAGGCCGGGCCUGAGGGCGAGGCUGUGCCCGCCGCCCCCGCGGGGCCCGCCCUGGCCCAGCCCUCCAGCCUGUGACGCCCGCCCGCCCGCCGCCACCCCAUUGCCACUCUUCAGAAACCUGACGUGGAUGGACGCCCGUCCGCCCCCCAGCCUGUCGCUCUGCUCAGGUGCAGGGCGGCAGACUCCAUCAGACCUGCGUUCAGUUCAGCUCACCAGCUGGGUGACCUUGGCCACGAGCUUCACUCCAGGGUUCUCAGUAUUCUCGGGUAUGGAAGGGGGACGGCCCUCAUGCCCACUCUGUACCAUCACGAAGGUCCCAGGUGAUGCCCGUGCAGCCCCUCAGGGAGCGCUCUGCACCUGGACUGUUCGGUGGGAUCUUCUGGAAACCCAGCCAGACACUCCAGUCCCACCCCCUCCCAGGGAUCCUAGCCACCACCGUCGUACGCCUGCCGUGCAGGCUGGCUCCAAGGGGUCUCUGUUGACCCCCUAAUGGGCUGCCCAGGGACUUGCUAACUUCCCAAAUCCCCCACUUGGCAGAGCUCCAGGGAGCCUUCUUGGCCACCUCUCUGGUCUCUGUUAGGGAUAGCACAGCUUGGAGUGCCUCCUCGUGCCUCCUCGUGCCGCAGAACUGGACGCCAGUGUACUCCAGCUUCUCCACAUGGCACUGCUGAGAGUAUCCCAGCUGCUGCCACUCCCACUGGAGGGUGACCUAGGAGCCCCUCCAGGAAUGCAUGGGGCCUCUUGGGGGCUCCCUGUCAGCCUAGGGACUGAGUGGGGGAGCAGAAGCAGGCCAGUGGAAAGAGGUCUUGACAGUUAAAUUAUACAGCUGUGGCACGGAGAAGUCCUUUCACCUUCUGGACCUCAGGCUUCCCAUCUGUAAAGUGGGGCCAUAGAUCAGCCGAUGUCUGGGUCUCUUGCCUACAACCAGCAGCCAAGGUUCAGCAGAGAACAGUAUGGCAACCCCUUCCCCAGGGCUGGGACAGCUCAGGCCACAGAGAAGCCAGAAACCAGCUACUCUGCUUCCCAGCAAAUGGUCUUUCCCAGGUGGUCUCCUAAGUGCCUGGUGUCCCUGUGAGGACAAGAACGGCCUGGUAAGGGGCUGGCCCAUGGCUCACUUGGGAGAGAGUGGUGCUGAUAGCACCAAGGCCCUGGGUUCGGAUCCCAUAUA
This is a messenger RNA of Galeopterus variegatus (Sunda flying lemur), 1219 nucleotides long. RefSeq names its product mitochondrial carnitine/acylcarnitine carrier protein CACL-like. Bases 1 to 126 code for a protein of 41 amino acids. The transcript has a single exon. The record is from RefSeq and is a predicted model, not a curated record. NCBI's taxonomy places the organism in Eukaryota, Metazoa, Chordata, Mammalia, Dermoptera, Cynocephalidae.